Lutzomyia longipalpis is the source of this 1202-nucleotide messenger RNA. Its product is annotated as peroxiredoxin 1-like. Bases 441 to 1031 code for a protein of 196 amino acids. Lineage: Eukaryota; Metazoa; Arthropoda; Insecta; Diptera; Psychodidae. Gene Ontology annotation, molecular function: thioredoxin peroxidase activity. The transcript is spliced from 2 exons. Gene Ontology annotation, biological process: removal of superoxide radicals; cell redox homeostasis; cellular response to stress. Gene Ontology annotation, cellular component: cytosol. The record is from RefSeq and is a predicted model, not a curated record.
AAAAUUCUUCCACCGACAGCCCCCAAUAGACCACCGUGAAGUUUUUCAACAAUUUUACUGCAACGAAUCGACGAUUAAAUUGGCGGAUGCUGAAUAUGUUUGAACAUAUCAAAGCUUUUUCCUCUUAACACUUUUUAAUCAUAAAUCUUAAGAAAAAUUUAUUCAAUUUGUUCGACUUUUUUGUAAUUUCUUCAAAAAAAUAUUUUUUUGUAAUUUCUUCAAAAAAAUAUUUUUUUUUGAAAGGAAAAUCUAUCAUUAUGCAACAUUGGCUCAUAUAAUCGCCAAUUUGAACCACCCGGCAAUUAAAAACUUCAGCGUAGUAUUAAUUUGAAGAGCGUCUUCCAAAACGUGCGGCGACCGCAGUGAGAGAACAUUUCUCGAAAAAUCCACCAGGAAUCUCCCUAAUUUUACCUGAAUUACGAAACGCUUGAGCACCCAUCAUGACACCCCCACUUUCGCGUCCAGCUCCCGAUUUCUCCGGAACAGCCGUAAUUAAUGGGCAAUUGCAGGAGGUAUCCCUUGGGGACUUCCGUGGGCGCUAUUUGGUACUCCUCUUCUACCCAUUGGACUUCACCUUUGUCUGCCCCACCGAGAUAAUUGCCUUCUCCGAACGCGUUGGGGAAUUCAAUGAGAUUGGCUGUGAAGUUGUGGCCAUUUCCACGGAUUCCCACUUCUCUCAUCUCGCCUGGACUCAUGUACCACGCAAGGAGGGAGGUCUCGGGAAGAUUGCGCUGCCCCUUCUCUCGGAUAAAUCCAUGCGAAUCUCCCGAGAGUACGGUGUGCUCAAUGCUGACACGGGAAUUGCCUACCGGGGGCUCUUCAUCAUCGAUGCCCAGCAACGUCUUCGGCAGAUAACUGUGAAUGACUUGCCCGUGGGGCGUUCUGUGGAUGAGACUCUGCGUCUUGUCAAGGCAUUCCAGUACACGGACAUUCACGGGGAAGUUUGCCCAGCCAACUGGCAGCCCGGGAACAAGACCAUCAAUCCGGAUACUGUGAAGUCGAAGGAAUUCUUCGAAGCUACAUUCCGCUAAAAUCCCAAAAAGGAGAAGGAACUCACAGCGAUAACCACCCAAAGAAGAAUCCCACUGAAUUUUCCCAAAAUUACCAGUAUACCAAUUAAAUGGAGUAUUACAUUGUUCGCUGUUUUAUGUUCCAUGAAGAAAAUGAAGUUACUCAAUAAAUCCAUGAUCUUAUAUUCUUAA